This is a messenger RNA of Euleptes europaea (tarantolino), 4539 nucleotides long. RefSeq names its product bromodomain adjacent to zinc finger domain 1B (gene BAZ1B). The transcript is spliced from 19 exons. Gene Ontology annotation, cellular component: WICH complex. Gene Ontology annotation, biological process: chromatin remodeling. The coding region runs from base 1 to 4539 and encodes 1512 amino acids. NCBI's taxonomy places the organism in Eukaryota, Metazoa, Chordata, Lepidosauria, Squamata, Sphaerodactylidae. Gene Ontology annotation, molecular function: protein binding; histone H2AXY142 kinase activity. The record is from RefSeq and is a predicted model, not a curated record.
AUGGCGCCUCUGCUGGGCCGAAAGCCCUUCCCGUUGGCCAAGCCGCCGCCGCCGCCGGCGGGGGGAGAGAAGGCCGAGGGACAGGAGGCGGCGGCGGCGGCAACCACGACGACCGAGGAGGAGAGGCAGCCGGAGCCGCGCUUCGUCAUCCCCCACACGCAGGAGGUCUUCCGCACCAGCGAAGAAUAUGAAGCACGGCUAGAGAAAUACAGCCAACGAAUAUGGACCUGCAAAAGCACAGGAAGCAGUCAGCUGACACACAAAGAAGCCUGGGAGGAGGAGCAGGAAGUUGCAGAGCUCUUGAAGGAGGAAUUCCCAGUUUGGUACGAGAAACUUGUCUUGGAAAUGGUCCACCAUAACACAAUCUCCUUAGAAAAGUUGGUAGACACUUCCUGGCUGGAAAUCAUGACCAAGUUUGCUGUAGGAGAAGAGUGUGACUUUGAGGUCGGGAAGGAGAAGGUUCUGCGGGUGAAGGUGCUGAAAAUACAUCCUCUGGAAAAAGCGACAGAAGAGGAAGCUGCUGAGAAGAAAGCCAAUGGAGCUUGCGAUUCACCCUCCAGUGACAAAGAGAAUUCCAGCCAGGUAGUCCAGGACAACCAAAAGGAGCUGGCCUUGAAGGAAGAGGAGAACAGGAGAGAGAGUCUGAGUGACCGUGCACGCAGGUCUCCGCGGAAACUGCCUACAUCUCUGAAGAAGGAAGAGAAGAAAUGGGUCCCUCCAAAGUUCUUGCCUCACAAAUACGAUGUCAAGCUGCAAAAUGAAGACAAGAUCAUCAGCAAUGUGCCAGUGGACAGUUUAAUUCGUACUGAGCGGCCACCAAACAAGGAGAUCCUGCGUUAUUUCAUCCGCCAUAAUGCACUUCGGGCUGGGAUGGGCGAGAAUGCCCCCUGGGUGGUUGAGGAUGGAUUGGUGAAGAAAUACUCCCUUCCCAGCAAGUUUAGUGACUUCUUGCUUGACCCACAUAAGUACCUAACUCUCAAUCCUUCAACUAAGAGGAAGAGCUCUGCGUCAGGUGAUCAUAAGCCUUCCAAAAAACCCAAACCAGAUAGUUCAUCUCCAGGCCAGGGGUUGAACCCUUUGCUGUGGUGCAGUGUGCACUUGAAGAAGACUCACCUGGGCUCCCCGCUGAAAGUCAAGAACUCCAAACCCCCCAGAUCCCCUGAAGAGGAGUUAGAGGAGAUGAUGCAGAUGAUGUCAUCUGGUAACUUCAGCAGGAAGCGGCUGGGGAAAUCCUUGGACCCAAAGCAGAGAAACAAAAAGCUCUUGAACGGGCAGAAGUCUUCAGGGAAGUCCAGAUCCCCCAAGAAGGACCCCAAGAUGAAAAUGAAGCAGAUGACAUUGCUGGACAUGACAAAGGGCACCCCCAAGGUAUCAAGAGGACCGAGGAGUUCGGCGGGGACUCCCAGGUCCUCCAAUAAACCCCCAAAGCACCUCCCACCUGCAGCGCUCCACCUCAUUGCCUACUACAAGGAGAACAAAGACCGUGAGGACAAGAAAAGUGCCCUUUCCUGCAUCAUUUCCAAGACCGCCCGGCUGCUCUCUAGCGAGGAUCGUGCCCGACUUCCUGAGGAGCUACGGGGUAUCGUGCAAAAGCGCUACGAACUGCUGGAGCACAGGAAAAGGUGGGCCUCCAUGACCGAGGAACAGCGGAAGGAGUACAUGAAGAAGAAGCGAGAGAAGCUGAAGGAGAAGCUGAAGGAGCGCGCCAAAGAGCGGCGGGAGAAGGAGAUGAUGGAGAAGCUGGAGAAGCAGAAGCGAUACGAAGACCAGGAUAUCAAAGGGAAGAACCUGCCUACCUUCAAACUGGUGGAUACUCCAGAAGGUCUCCCCAAUACCCUCUUUGGGGAUGUGGCCAUGGUUGUGGAGUUCCUCAGCUGCUAUUCGGGGCUCCUGCUGCCGGACGCUCAGUACCCCAUUACUGCAGUCUCUCUCAUGGAAGCGCUUUGUGCAGAGAGGGGGGGAUUUCUGUACUUGAACAGAAUUCUGGUCAUUCUGUUGCAGACCCUUCUUCAAGAUGAGAUUGCAGAAGACUAUCGUGAGUUGGGGAUGAAGCUGUCAGAGAUCCCCCUGACUUUGCAUUCGGUUUCCGAGCUGGUCCGCCUUUGUCUGCGGAAGUCAGAUGUGCAGGAGGAAAGCGUUGCGUCAGAGCUCGCGGAGGAGAACAAAGACCUAGCAGCCUUUGAGGACAACGAAGUACAGGAUGAAUUCUUGGAAAAACUGGAGACUUUGGAAUUUUUCGACCUCACCUCUGAGGAGAAGCUGCAGAUCCUGGCGGCGCUGUGUCACCGGAUUCUGAUGACCUACUCCGUGCAGGAUCAUGUGGAAGCAAAGCAGCAGAUGUCGGCCGAGCUGUGGAAAGAGCGGCUGGCGAUACUGAAAGAGGAGAACGACAAGAAGAGGGCAGAAAAGCAGAAGCGGAAAGAGAUGGUGGCCAAGAAUAAGGAGAACGGCAAGGAGGAGAACGGCCUGGGCAAGGGGGAGAAGAAGAAAGUGGAGGUGGACAAAGCAGUCAAGGUGGAGCAGCGGGUGGAGAUGGAAGCCGAGGACAUGAUCAGCGCUGUCAAGAGCAGGAGGCUGAUGGCCAUCCAGGCCAAGAAGGAGAAGGAGCAGCAGGAGAUUGAGAUGAGAGUAAAACUCGAAAAAGAAGCAGAAGAAGAGAGAAUCCGCAAGCAUAAAGCCGCAGCCGAGAAGGCCUUUCAGGAUGGCAUUGCCAAAGCAAAGCUGGUCAUGCGCAGGACACCGAUAGGCACAGACCGUAACCACAACAGGUACUGGCUCUUCUCUGAUGAGGUUCCUGGUUUAUUCAUAGAGAAAGGUUGGGUACACGAUGGUAUAGACUAUAGUUUCACACCUCCUCCCUCUGUGGAGGAGGAAGAAGAAGAGGGGGAUGAGGAGGAGGAAGAUGAUGAUUACCAGCAAGAUAUGCAGGAGUCCCCGGUGGAAGGUAGUGUGCUGAAUGUUCCGCAGGGUACCUUUCAUGUCCCGGAAGUUCCUGUUGAGACCACCAUCCCCAAACAAGGACAGAAUCUAUGGUUUCUGUGCGACACCCAGAAAGAACUAGAUGAGCUCCUUGAUUGCUUACACCUGCAGGGUAUCAGAGAGAGCCAGUUGAAAGAAAGGCUGCAGAAAAGGUAUCAAGACAUCACGCAUUCCAUGCACUUGGCUCGGAAGCAGAACCUUGGCCUGAAGUCCUGCGACGGCAGCCAGGAAUUGCUGAAUUUCCUGCGCAGCGACAUCAUCGAGGUUGCGACACGGCUGCAGAAGGGGGGCCUGGGAUACGUCAGUGAGGCAGAGUUCGAAGCCAGGGUUUGCUCAUUGGACAGCCUGAAGGAUUUUGGGGAGUGUGUGGUCGACCUCCAGGCCAGCGUCAUCAAGAAGUUCUUGCAAGGCUUCAUGGCACCUAAACAGAAGAGGAGGAAGCAUCAAGGAGAAGACACUGUUUCCAAGGCCGAGGAGGUUGAUGAGGAGAAGAGAGUGGCUGAAGAAGCCAAGGUUGCUUCAGCUGUGGAGAAGUGGAAGAUUGCGAUCCGCGAGGCGCAGACCUUCUCGCGGAUGCACGUGUUACUUGGCAUGCUGGAUGCCUGCAUCAAGUGGGACAUGUCAGCGGAGAAUGCCCGAUGCAAAGUGUGUCGAAAGAAGGGUGAGGAUGACAAGCUCAUUUUGUGUGACGAGUGCAACAAAGCCUUCCAUCUCUUUUGCCUGAGGCCAGCCCUCUAUGAGAUCCCGGAGGGCGAGUGGCAGUGCCCUGCUUGCCAGCCUUCUGUUGCCAGGCGCAGCUCCCGGGGCAGAAACUAUGCGGAAGACUCAGUAGAAGAGGAGAGUGAAGCUGGUGAAGAAGAAUCCGAGGUAGAAGAUGACGACGAAGGAGAGGAGGAAGAAGAGGAAGAUUAUGAAGUUGCUGGUCUAAAACUGAGACCCCGGAAAGCAGCCAAGGGGAAGCAGGGUGGCACGGCGGCAGACCCUUUAAGGCGAGGCCAACAUCAAAGGAAGAAGCGGGCGUUGCACGCCACCAGGGGAUCCCGGCAGCGGGCCACACCUGUUGGCGAAGCAGACAUUGACGAGCUGAUGCUUCAGACUAAAAGGAUGCCUCGCCGGCAGACCCUGGAAAUGCAGAAGUGUGAGGAAAUCCUCAACAAACUUAUCAAGUAUCGCUUCAGCUGGCCUUUCAGGGAGCCAGUGACCACAGAAGAAGCAGAAGAUUAUUUUGACAUCAUCAGCAGCCCCAUGGACUUCCAGACCAUGCAAAGCAAAUGCUUGUGCGGCAGCUACCGGUCAGUACAAGAGUUCCUUUCUGACAUCAAGCAGGUCUUCACCAACGCCGAAGAGUACAACCAGAACGGCAGCCACAUCCUCUCCUGCCUGGAGAAGACGGAACAGUGCUUGAUAGACAUGUUGCACAAACUCCUGCCCGGCCACAUGUACUCUCGCCGAAAACGCAAGCGGCCCUCGGCCCAGCCCAGCCCGGGACUGGAGGAAGCGGAAGGGUACAGCGAGCCUGAGGCGACGGAAUACUCACGGGGGCGGAAGAGGAAGAAAUGA